Molecule: messenger RNA, 870 nt
Organism: Papaver somniferum (opium poppy)
Lineage: Eukaryota; Viridiplantae; Streptophyta; Magnoliopsida; Ranunculales; Papaveraceae
Exons: 1
Coding region: 56-457 (133 amino acids)
Biological process (GO): negative regulation of cell population proliferation
Source: RefSeq, a predicted model, not a curated record
GCAGAAAAAAAAACCAGAAGAUUCAAGAAGAACAGCAGGGUUUUUGUUAGUAAAGAUGUCUUCUGGUAAUGGUCAGAUCUAUUUAGAUGAGAAAUGGAAAUUAAAAGGAUCUAAGAGUACAAGGAACCACAAUUCAUCAUCAUCGAUGGCUUCUUCUUCUUCAAAUCAUCAUCAUCAUCAUAAUCUGAUGAGAAGUUCUUCUACAUCAUCAGCUAAUCAUUUAAUGAGGAAUUCAUCAACUUCAUCAACAUCACAUUUAAUUAGAAACGCAUCAACAUCGUCUUCAAGUACUAAUAAUCUAAUGAGGAAUUCAUCAAAGAGAAAUGGUGGGAAUCAUAAUAAAAGUGGAUUCUCAAGGAAAUGUUCUUCACUGGUUAAAGAACAGAGAGCUAAGUUUUAUAUUGUUAGACGCUGUGUUACUAUGUUAAUGUGCUGGCGUGAUUACAAUGAUUCUUAAUCUUCAACACCCCCAUCAAUCAUAAAAGAAGAAGACAGAUUUUUCAAGAGAAAACAAGACAGAAUCCAGAGUUUUUACAGAGUAUACUCUGUUUUUUUGGAGUUUUUUCUUCAAUCAAAGUUCUUUCUUGCUGUGAGAUGGGUAAUGGGUUUUGUUUUUUUUUUGAAUGGAAUCACAGAACCCAAGUUAAGUAAUUUCUUAUCAUCCGUCCAAGGAGGAAGAAGAAUCAAAUCAGUAGAAUGAAUAGUCUCAUUCAUUUGUAUAAAGAUUUAAAUUUUUUGGAGAUAGAUAGAUUUGUGAUGUUAAUGUAACUGAAAUAGAGCAGAGAAAGUGAAGAUUAAUAUAAAUAUAUAUGUAUUUGUUAAAAAGAAAAUUCAAUCAAUCACCAUUUUUAGUAAAUUUUUUGUUGUUUC